Molecule: messenger RNA, 1365 nt
Organism: Ectocarpus siliculosus
Lineage: Eukaryota; Phaeophyceae; Ectocarpales; Ectocarpaceae
Source: the annotation of a GenBank genome assembly
AUGAGCGGUCUCUUGCUGUACUUGGAGAUGGCGUCGUACGGCAAAUGGCUGUUCAAUCAGACUCGCAGCCUCAGCCGGGCGAACCCAUCGUAUCAACUCGCUGUCGUGGGCAACUUUUUGGUCGCGUCCCUGGGCACGCAGGUUUCCGGCACAGAGAGCGUCGAGCUAGCCUGCAGGGAAAUUUCCCUUUUUUUUUUCGCCGUUGGGAGCCUCUACCUGCUCCUAGUGUUCUUCGCCAUCCAGCACAACUCGGCGGACAACGUGGAGCACCCUUCCAGCGCUGCUGCUCGGCCCUCGGUGGAUCCGACCCCAGGCAUCUCCACGGACCGUCGUGUUGACGGACGAGUUGGCGGAAAAGAAGAAGCCAGAACGGGUGAUCCCACGGGGAGGGCAAACACCGGGCGGGUACACAGCCAGCAGGAACAAGUUCCACACCCUUCUCCACCACAUCCGCCGGUUUCGGCGGCGGUUGUCUCCGGGUGGGGGCACAAGCCAUCCAAGCUCGUCUCGCGUGGGAAAAAGAACGGAGAAGAGGAAUCGGGGGACAGGAACGGCGUUGGCCCUCCGGAGGGAAGCUCCCGGUACUCUGGCCGGCUGCACGACAACACGUUCAGCGCGACGGCUCCCUCGCUCUCUGGCGCCGAAGAUGCGCCCAUGGCCGAGAGUGAGGACGCGCCGGCUGUAGCAGAAAAGGGCAGGGCCCACCUCGAGGUCGAAAACGAAGACAUCGAGAACAACCUCGGCGCUCGUUCAUCGGACAUUUCGUCCGCCACGUCGUCGCACGCGCAAGGUCUGGGUCGCGGCGGUGGCGACGGCGUGAGGUCCGCACGCGACCGGAGGGUUCCCAAGCCGGCGCAAGAGAAACCUUCCACCCGACCGCACACGCUGUGGGGAGAGUCCGCCGGAGCGGCUGCCGUCUUCCCUCGUCACGGGCGUGGUCGCAGCAGCUCGAGCAACGUCCGCGUUGGCACACCAGAUCGGCACCCAAAACGGGCAGAGGCGAAGGACGCCGCCGUCUUUCGUCGCACACCCAGGUCCACGUUGGCUCCGCGCGGUGCCCCCAGGGGAACCCCUAGGAGCAUGCUCCUAAGCAGAGCGUUACACCCCAUCUAUUUCUUGUUCAUCGCUCCCCCUUCGGCGGCGGCGAUCGCCUGGACGCGCAUCACCGGAGAGUUCGACGAUCUGUCCAGGUCCCUGUACUUCAUCGCCGGGUUCUUGUACAUGUUCUUUGUGCUGGGCAACUCGAGCUUCCUGCGGACGGCCUCGUUCAGCGUCGCCUGGUGGGCAUACUCCUUCCCAUCAGCAGCAGGAUCUCUCUUCGCUCCCGACCCGGUUCUCUCGGUCCUGCUGGAAGAGCCGCCUUAG